Messenger RNA from Odobenus rosmarus divergens (Pacific walrus), 1833 nucleotides. It is a transcript of the gene SYTL3, whose product is annotated as synaptotagmin-like 3. The record is from RefSeq and is a predicted model, not a curated record. Gene Ontology annotation, molecular function: neurexin family protein binding; small GTPase binding. Gene Ontology annotation, cellular component: exocytic vesicle; plasma membrane. Gene Ontology annotation, biological process: exocytosis; intracellular protein transport. NCBI's taxonomy places the organism in Eukaryota, Metazoa, Chordata, Mammalia, Carnivora, Odobenidae. Bases 1 to 1833 code for a protein of 610 amino acids. The transcript has 16 exons.
AUGGCCCGGGACGUCAAUCUGAAUUCCCUCCAGGAGUUGGAACGUGAGGUCAUCCUCCAGGUCCUGUACCGAGACCAGGCGGUUCAAAACAUCGAGGAGGAAAGGAUCCGGAAACUGAAGACGCACUUGCAGCAUCUCCGGUGGAAAGGAGCAAAGAGCGUGAGCCCGGAGUACAAAGAGAAGUCAUGUGCACGCUGUCAGCGUGAGCUGGGGCUUCUGCUGAACCGGGGGGCCGUGUGCAAGGGCUGCAGCCACCGCGUGUGCUCGGAGUGCCGAGUGUUCCUGAGGAAGACCAGUGCCUGGAAGUGCACCGUGUGCUUUGAGGACAGAAAUGUGAAAAUAAAAACUGGAGAAUGGUUCUUUGAGGAACGAGCCAAGAAAUUUCCAACUGAAGGCAAACACGGGACCGCCGGAGCAAAGCUCUUGCAAUCUUAUCAGGAACUGAGCAAAAUUUCUGUGGUUCCUCCCACCCCACCUCCUCUGAGCGAAAGCCAGUGCAGUAGCAGCUCAAACAGGUUGCAGGAACUUGGUCAGUUUAAAGGAUUUAAUAAAUCCGUGGAAAAUUUGUUUCUGUCUGUUACCACCCACAUGAAAAAGCUUUCCAAGUCCCAGAACGACAUGACCUCUGACAAGCAGCUCCGGGCCACGGGUCCCAGGCAGUGUGCUGGCCGGACGGAGAGGAGAAGCCAGUCUGACACUGCUAUCAACGUCACCACCAGGAAAGCAAGCAUGCCGGAUAUUCUGAAACCUCUCAAUCAAGAGAGUCCCAGACGCCUUACUAGCCCUGUUUUGAAGCAAGAGGAUCUCUCAUCCAGGCCAACGCCCAGCGCUUUUUUCUCAGGAGGCUUGAGACACGCCAGUCUAAUUAGCAUUAACAGCACUUGUACGGAGAUGGGCAAUUUUGACAAUGCUAAUAUCACUGGAGAAAUAGAAUUUGCCCUUCGCUAUUGCUUCAAAACCUGUUCUUUAGAAAUAUGCAUCAAGGCCUGUAAGAAUCUUGCCUAUGGAGAGGAAAAGAAGAAAAAGUGCAAUCCGUACGUAAAGACUUAUCUACUGCCUGACAGAUCCUCCCAGGGAAAACGCAAGACUGGAGUCCAAAAGAACACGGUGGACCCAACAUUUCAGGAGACCUUGAAGUACCAGGUGGAGCCCAGCCAGCUGGGGGCCCGGUGGCUGCAGGUCUCUGUGUGGCACCUGGGCACGCUCACCCGGAGGGUGUUUCUUGGAGAGGUGACCAUCCCUCUGGCCACAUGGGACUUCGAAGACAGCACAACACAGUGUUUCUGCUGGUAUCCACUGAGGGCCAAGGCAGAGAAACUUGAAGACAGCAUUCUUCCCAGUAAUGGAGAACUUGAAGUCCGGGCCAAACUGGUCUUCCCUGCAGGGCCCAGAAAGCUCCAGGAGGCCCAAGAAGGGACAGAUCAGCCAUCCCCUAAUGGUCAGCUUUGUUUUGUCGUGCUGGGAGCCAAGAAUUUGCCUGUGCGGUCAGAUGGUACCCUAAACUCAUUUGUUAAGGGCUGCCUCACUCUGCCAGACCAACACAAACUGAAACUGAAGUCCCCAGUUGCAAAGAAGCAAGCUUGUCCCCAGUGGAAGCACUCCUUCGUGUUCAAUGGCGUGAGCCCUUCCCAGCUGAGACAGUCAAGCCUGGAAUUAACCGUCUGGGACCAGGCCAUCUUUGGUGUGAACGACCGCUUGCUGGGGGAAGCCAGGCUCGGUUCUAAGGAAGACGGAGCUGCUGGUGAGGACUCAGGCUCACCGUCAGAGCGUCAAUGGCAGAAAGUUCUUUCUAGCCCCAAUCUGUGGACAGACAUGACACUCAUCCUGCACUGA